Messenger RNA from Medioppia subpectinata, 993 nucleotides. NCBI's taxonomy places the organism in Eukaryota, Metazoa, Arthropoda, Arachnida, Sarcoptiformes, Oppiidae. The record is from the annotation of a GenBank genome assembly.
GUGACUCACAGCCUCUCCACAGGUAUAUAAGGCGUGCGAAACGUCUAUCCGUUUCCUUGUUUUAGUGAAGCAUUCAUUUGUGACAACACUUCACAUCACAAACACAUCAUGGCGGACAACGCUCCAGCCGGUGGCGGAAGAGGCGGUUUCAGAGGUGGUUUCGGUGGCGGCGAACGCGGCAGAGGUCGAGGCCGUGGACGCGGUCGUGGAGGACGCGGAGGAAGGGGUCGCGGCCGAGGGGGCAAAGACGGCGACAAGGAGUGGAUUCCUGUGACCAAAUUGGGUCGCCUCGUGAAGGACGGAAAGAUCAAGUCGUUGGAAGAGAUCUACCGGUUCUCACUGCCCAUCAAAGAGUUCGAGAUCAUUGACUUCUUUAUCGGACCCCAACUGAAGGACGAGGUGUUGAAGAUAAUGCCGGUCCAGAAGCAGACGCGCGCCGGACAGAGGACUCGUUUCAAGGCAUUCGUGGCGAUCGGCGACUACAACGGUCACGUGGGUCUGGGCGUGAAGUGCAGCAAAGAGGUGGCCACUGCUAUCCGCGGUGCCAUCAUUUUGGCCAAACUGUCGGUCAUUCCCGUUCGCAGAGGUUAUUGGGGUAACAAAAUCGGUAAACCGCAUACCGUUCCCUGUAAGGUGACCGGAAAGUGUGGCUCCGUUUUGGUGCGACUCAUACCCGCGCCCAGAGGUACAGGUAUUGUGUCGGCUCCGGUGCCCAAGAAGUUGAUGCAUAUGGCGGGUAUUGAGGACUGUUACACAUCGGCCACCGGCUCGACGUGUACUUUGGGUAACUUCGCGAAGGCUACGUAUCUGGCCAUUCAACAGACCUACUCAUACCUGACGCCCGACUUGUGGCCCGAAUCGCCGCUCAAUAAGUCUCCGUAUCAGGAAUAUCACGACCACCUGUCCAUCAAUGUCAGCGCCGCUCAGGCACUCAAAUAGAGACUGACUUUCCGUUUAUUGAAUGUCUCAAUAAAUAUUUGAAUUUAUGAAUAA